UUGCUAUUGUAUGUAUAUAAAAAUUGGAAGAAGUGAUUACUUGUUAUAUGAAACAGCAUUAAGAAAUUUAUAACUUCUUUUGUGCUUUAUAAUUUCUCUAUAUAGAAGAUGACUAGCCCAAUUAGAGCUUUGAUUAGGUCUUUAUGGUUUGCUAGGCUAGUCACGGCGUAGAACUUGGUUUGCUUUCAUCAUCAUGUACUGAAUUGAACUGUUGUUGUUUUGUUGAUGGUAAAGAAAACUCAGGAAAUGGAAACUCUAGCUAGAUAACAACACAACUGAGACCACCACCCACCCACCCAAUGUCCUUUGUAGGAGAAAUGUUCAAACCUCGUGUGUUACACCAAUUCAAUUACCACUAAAGUGCCACUGUGUAGAAGGCUGAGAGUGGAAAACAUGAAGCUGACGCUUCAAGGAUUGAUUUCAAAUUAACCCAUGAGUGGCACUAGCAAGACUUCCAUAUUCAGCUUCGGUGCUAGAAUAUGAGAGUUUGUUGCUUAUGAGAGCACAGAGCAAUUAAAUUGUCACCCAAAAAAAUACAGUAACCUGAGUGGACUGCCCAAUCAGUAUUCAUGAACUCGGGUGAAGAUGUAGGAGAGCUGAUACCUGCAAUGUAAGGGCGCGAUGCAAUUUAAAACUUACAAAAUCAACCAAAUGGUUUGAGCAACACGUGUGGCCAGUUUGGUUUCAUAAAAUUUGAAACUGAAAAUAAGUUGAUUGUUUCAGUUGUGAUCAUAUUGGUUGGCCGUUGGAUUGCUAGACGGUUGAAUCCACCUUCAAUUGGUUUUGAAUGUCCAUUUUUCCGAUUUCUGAAAGUUUUGGACAUUUAUCAUUUUGACAGUAUAUAUAAAUAAGGACACAUACUCUAAUUUCGCAUUUUAUACUUAGGGUUUAUUUUUGUGUUUCACGCCCCAAGCCCAGCCCAGAACAACACCCACAUUUCUCAAGAGUUUUGCUUACCCCAAGUAUCAACUUUUUCAGAUCUCACUUUCCAUCCUCCUCCUCACACCGCACAAGGGUAGUGUCUCAGUUUUUUUUAACUUCUUUUUCUUCUUUUCCUUAUUUUAGUUUUCACGCCCCUCUUCUCUUUUCUCUUCUCCCAAUUUCAUUGUUGGUGUUGCUGUUUUUGUUCAUAUAAUCAUAUCUCAUCCUUUAGUGUUAGAAGCAUAACAAAACAUAAACGUCAAAAUGGCUGGACUUUUGGGAUACAAGAGCCUCGCACCCAAGACAAAGAAUGUUGUUGUUGCCGGAGGUUUAACUGCUUUUGUGUUUGGGGUAUAUUUCUACACCAUGAGAGCUGUUGGAGGUACAGAUGAACUGCAAGUAGCCAUAGACCAGUUUGAAGCACAGAAAAGCAACAAGGAUUAGCCUUGGACUCUUUUUGUACCCCCUUGUUUCUCUGUAAAAGUAACGAAUUUUUCGGCCUUCAGACAAUAAUGCAAUUUCCAUCAACUCUCUAAAGAUGAAAUGUUGUGUGGUUGUCAGGCUGUGUUUUUCAUUUUGGGGAGCACAAUAAGAUUUUACUUGUAUCUACUUCUUCAAUUACGUUUAGUGUUGUAAUUUUUACCUGUUUAACUUAUAAUUUGUUCAAAUUACAUAUUAAACUUGUAUGUGCA
Momordica charantia (bitter melon) is the source of this 1613-nucleotide messenger RNA. The record is from RefSeq and is a predicted model, not a curated record. NCBI's taxonomy places the organism in Eukaryota, Viridiplantae, Streptophyta, Magnoliopsida, Cucurbitales, Cucurbitaceae.